This is a messenger RNA of Vitrella brassicaformis, 3000 nucleotides long. The record is from the annotation of a GenBank genome assembly. NCBI's taxonomy places the organism in Eukaryota, Vitrellaceae.
CCCAUCUUCUCUCCUCUCCUCUCCUCUAUUUUGUGUACAGACCACCUGUGUAUGCCCGCAUGAACAAAACGACAAAAAUGCCCUCGCCCAUGCGUCCAGCACUUCUCCUUGUUUGUCUUUCCUUCUGCCUACUCAUCAUCUCAGUUAGCCACGCUGACCACUCCCCUCGUCCCUCUCCCCCUCUGCCUCUCUGCUUUUCGACUAUAUACAGAACCCUCGUUCAAUAAUGCCCACUGUCCACAUCGGUCUCAAGAGAGCUCAGACAGAGAAUCGAUUCCCCUUCAAGCGGGUGAAGAACUCUUGAAGCGAGCGGAGAAACAAACCCUUUGGACGACGACGGGGGGCAGGGGUCUACAUGACACGAAGCAACCAUCGUUUCCUCCGCCUUGCCCUCACAUCCACAUCACUGCCUCAUUGCCCUUACUUACCGGAUCAUCGGUGAUGUCCUCCACCGCUCGCCCAGCAGGAAGCUCAAAGACGUAUUCCUGGAACAGCAGCCGGGCCUUGAUGUCCUCGCGUGUGGUCGGGUCCUUGGGCCAUUGCGGCUUGAUCAAGCCGCCUUGCGGGAUGGCCCAGACGAUGCGCCAGGUCUUCCUGCCAUCCCCGAUCGCUGGGCUUGUCCUCAAGUUGUCGAUCAACGUUUGGUCGAAUCCACUGGCUGAGUAGUCGCUGUCGGCGGUCACUUUGAAGAGGUAGAUAACGUCCUCAGCGCUGUCGAUGUACAGCGAGUCGAUGGUCGUCCACUUCUUGGACACAGGCACCCAGAAGCCAGGCUCGUGCACGUUGGCAUAGGGCCUCUUCUGGUCUCUGUUGCGAGAAAACAGACGAGGCUCACUGUCCUGCUGGGUGCUGUCCAGUGAUACCCGGAUCACACCCCUCAGCUUGUCCUGCGGCGUCUGCAUCCUUGACGCUCGAGAGCUCCUGUCCAUACGUGAAACAUGAUGGCUGAGGGGCUCCAGAGUUAUCGGGCGCCUGGUCCUUGCCAGAAACUCAUGGACGAGGCCCUCAAACAGUUUUUCUUUGCCGACGAUCUUUCUGGGGUCCAUGAUGAUGUCGAGCUCAUCUUUCAGCUCCUGCUUGGUCAGCUUCCGGAUGAACUCGCCGAGGAUAUAAGACGAGCGCCAGACGACGUUCCCAAAGGUGUAGGGGCCGUGGGUACCGGGAUCGAGCGACAUGAGAACGGUCUCAGGGAACUUGUCAGCUACGGCACCCCUUGGGGCUUCUCCCCUCCAUCGUCGGGCGUCUUCAUACUUCAUAAAGGCAACGGCGAGUUUCACAUCCUUCUUGAGCGAAGACAGAGGCCGCAGGUAAUCGUGAAUGAUACCACCCGCAUAGCGGCGCUUGUUAUCCAUCUGGUCGAGCCACUCGGUGCCCUCAAGGGCCUCAGAAACCUCCUCCUCAGUCCAGGUGGGCAUGAGCAGAUUGAGUGUGAGCUCUUUCUUGAAAUCGUUGUAAUUAUCAUGGCGCGCCGAUGCAGCCAGCAAGGCGCUGCCCGGCCACGCACCAAACAGGCCACCUUCGAAGCCUGCACCACACACACACACACAACAAAAACACACAAAGAGAGAGAGAGUGUGUCACUCUCAUACAGGCAGGCGUGCAGCCCCGUUCCCUCCCGCCCCGAGCUAACCGUCGAUCAGUAGCCAGUCGCGCCGUAAUGAGUCCAGCGGCUGCGUCUUUUGUAACUGGCGCAGCGUCUUUAGCGGGUCGAGAACGAUGGCAAAGCCGUCCUUCGACAGCUCAUACACGUUCUGGUCGACAUUCGAUGUCCUGAAUGAAAACCAGAAGGAGCGGGCAGGUCACAUCACGUCUGGCCGCCAGCAAAUCUGUGCUCACUGACCUCUUGGAGUUGUCCACGAACCAGAUCUUGAAGUUCUUGCCUCGGUGCAUCUCGCCUUUCAGCACGGCCAAGAAAAAGAGAAGAAACCAAGACAAGCCGACGCCCGGUGAGCCACGCAGCAGAACGUUGAAGUACUUCCCCGUCUUCCUGUUCAAGUUAUUAUGCCUGUCCAUAAUGAUCUUGGCGAUGUCAACAUAGGCCUUGCGGACCAACAACUUCUGCUCCUCCGUGAGUGGCAGCGUGAUUGGUGCUGCCUCGAGGUUGAUGGGAUCCACUGACUCCCAGUAUGGUUCAAGUUCGAGUCCGACCCUGAAAACCGGCGGUAUGGCUUCGGCGAAGGCCUGCAAGUCAGACAGACAGACAAGACGAAUGCACAGAAAUACACUCAUCAUGCCCAGCUGUGUCGGUCACUUACGUACCUCUCCCUCUGGCUCCUCUGCGUGAAGGGCAGUCGCCCUCUGCACGUGGCGAUGAGUCGGGCGUUCCUGGCGAGCCGCCAGGGCAAUCUGAAACGUGAGACGAGCCGAUUGGCGCACGCCAGCCACCGUAUGAGCGAGGGCAAGGCACGCAGUCAGGAGAAGGGAAAGCGCAGAUGCCAUAGCUCUGACCUCUGAAUGCAGAGAAAGCGCACAACACGACAUCUGGCAUGAGAUGUCAUUCAUCGAGGCGCAGAUCUCCUCACCAAUUGCGUCCACCCAGAACGACACGGCGACGACGCCGAUGAGUGAAAGAACCACGUGAGGGAAGGGAGGAGAUGGGAGGCGAGCCGACGUACAACUGACUGUGAUCUAGGGUUUUUGAAGGGUUGAGGGUUCGGGCCACAAAGAGUGACGAAAGGGGACACGUGAAGCAUGGGACUGCUUGUGAGUCAGCAGCACACACAAGCAUCGACCCGUCCACCCACCGACGGCAUGCCUUCCUUGCACUGCACCACAUUGCUGAGUGCAUUCAUUGUGUGUAUGUCUGCAGCAGCAGCAGUUAGGCAGGCUAACCACUCCCCCCUCCCUCUCCCUUGCUUGAUCUCCCUCUGGCUGGGAUCAGAUCCCCCGUUUUACUCUCUCUGCCUCUCUCUCUCUCUGCCUUUCGACUGUACACCCCCGUCAGUCAGCCCAUUAGUCAAGCCAUCAAUGAUACACCACAGCAGCACAGCAGAGAAAGAG